AUGGAGAGUAAUGAUGACCAAAACUUGAAGGCGAUUAAUGAGUCUGUAGGAAGAUUGGUUUGGGUUCGUCGCCGUAACGGCUCUUGGUGGCCCGGUCAGACUCUGGUUCAUGACCAAGUCCCUGAGAACUCUCUGUCCCAUCCACAAGUCGGCACUCCAAUAAAGCUUCUUGGCCGUGACGAUGUUGGCGUGGACUGGUAUGUUCUUGAAAAGUCCAAGACGGUGAAGCCAUUUCGCUGUGAAGAGUAUGCUGCUUGCAUUGAGAAGGCGAAGGCGGUUGGUACUGCAGCGAGCUCGAGUAUCAAGAAGACUGCCAAGUGUACUCGCAGAGAAGUUGCCAUUAACGAUGCUCUAGAGAUUGAGAAUGCACAUCUUGCGAAAGAAGAUCAUCCAGAUGAGAGUCUGUGUAACUCUGGCGAAGACGAUGAGGUUACAGACUCUGCUGAUGAAGAAGAGACUGAGGAUGAGUUGGUUUCAGCGCCGGAGCUAUUGCAGUCCAGUAUGUCUUCACAAGAAAUGAACGAUGUUGAAGCUCUGAAAGUGCAGCCAAGGAGGAGAAGAAGAACGCCGAAUGACUCUGAAGAUGAUGGCACUGAAGGAAUCAAGCGGAUGAGAGGGCUUGAGGAUAUUGGGAAAGAACAUCUCGGCGCUAAGCAAGAAAUGGGUUUGAUCUGUGAUGCAAACCUCGGUGACUCAAUGUCAAAUGGAAAUGUUCUCGCCAAUGGGAACAAAGGAUGCUCCCCACUGUCACUGAAAAGGAAAAGGUCACAGGUGAUAAACGCUAAUGAGUGCUCUAAAAGGAAACACCACCGACGCAGGCAAUUGGCAAAGGUGUUGGAGAGUACAGCUAUGGUCAGUGUCCCUGUGACCUGUGACCAGCUUGUUGAGUGUCAAGGGGUUUAUGACAGCAAAGUACCGGGGAUGGAGUCUGUCGAAUCCAUGAAAUCUGUGUCUGUUGUAAUCAACAAUAACUCAGACAGCACCGUGAUGUCAUGCGAGAAUGGUGGUUCUGCAAUUGUUGUCAGAGACUUUUAUAACAACAAGGCCAAGGACAGUGAGAUUUCUAGUGUAUCAGUCUCGGCGGAGAAUGAUUCUUCUGACCAAUUGUAUGAGGUUCCUUUAACUGGAGAAGCAAAACACUCUGCAGGUUUUCCGGGAGCUUGCACAGUUCCCUCACCGAGGGGAGUUCUUGUUUCUAGUUUGACAAGGCGGCGUGGUCGUAGUAGUAGCCAUGAUGUGUUUGUUAAGACAGAGGACAACCAUGGGUCUGAUUGUACAGAUCCUCCACCAGCUUCACAGCUUGUCAUUUUUAACUCGAACGGGAUUGAGAAGAGCAGCACUUCCAAGUGGCAGCUGAAAGGAAAGAGGAACUCGAGGCAGAUGAGUAAGAAGCAAGAAGCGAGUAGAAAUGUGUUCGGCGAAGAGGCUAAUAACAACAGUCCUCUCCCUCUUUCUACGCUGUUCGAUGUGAAGAUUGAGGUAAAAGCCAACUACAGCAAACCCCGGAGUGUUCCUUUGGUUUCUCGUAUGAGUGAAUUGUACGGUAAAUCUAUUGUUGGCCAUCCUUUAAGUGUUGAAGUCUUAGAAGAAGAAGUCUAUGGCAACGGUAUGGCGAUGUCUCAAGUUGUUGUGAAGACGAAGUCGUCAUUGUCCAAAAAUAAGGGCAAGAAGAAGAAAUCAAAUGGUGCUUUUAAUAACUCGAAGAAGAAGAAACCGUCUUCCCUGUUGGUAAAGACAAGGCGGCUCUCUGCUCUAACGAGCCAGAAGCUGACAGAAAGAAGCAAGAAGCAGACAACAGGAAAAGCAAAGGAAACAGUUGUAGCUUGUAUACCGUUGAAAGUAGUCUUCAGUAGGAUAAACGAAGUGUUGAAAGGUUCAGCAAGACAAACGCAACACCGAGCAUUAUUGCCAGCUGCAACCAAAACAUGA
Molecule: messenger RNA, 1929 nt
Organism: Microthlaspi erraticum
Lineage: Eukaryota; Viridiplantae; Streptophyta; Magnoliopsida; Brassicales; Brassicaceae
Source: the annotation of a GenBank genome assembly